AUGUCCAAGACCCUUCCGCCCAUCAAGUCGGCCACCCGCGGACGUGAAGGAGCCAACAGCGCGAGUCUUUACAACAACAACAACAACAACAACCACACGCCCCGCGAUGGCAGCAGCUAUCAGUUGACAAAGUCCUCUACUCCGGUGACGGCCGGCAACACGCCCAGACACCGCAGUUCGCAGCAGCAGCGGUCCACCAGCCGCCGCCGCUACGGUGCGGAGGUGGAGUUCUCCCUCGGCCCCGUGCAGGAGCGCUAUCUCCCGCCCUACAACGACCUCGAGGACCCGCACCUCGCGCCCUACUGGGCCCGCCGGGAAAUGCUCAUCCGGGAGCUGGCCGAGCGGCGGCGGGAAAUGCAGCGGCAGCGGCGGAUUGAGCGCCACCGCCGCGAGACCGCACGGCGGCGAUUUGAGGAACGCCGGCAACGGGAACUGGAGGAACUUUCAUCACGAAAGGGAUACCAGUCGCAGCGUCGACGCGAAGAGGAGGAGAACAAUCAUAACACGGACGAUGAUGAUGAUUACCAAAAUCAUUACCAGUAUCAGCAACGACAACAAAACUCCGCACGCGGACGCCGUCCUCACCCACCGUCGAGCAGGUCCAACACUGGUGGCGCAAGUAACACCAGAAGAGCCCCACGCCGCAACUAUGAGAGUGCUGCAACAGGAAGAAAAUCAACUCCACUCGUCCCUAAUGCCGCAGAUACGAGGGAGGAAGCCGCUCCAGCUUCCAAGAGGAAUUCAUCGCGAUCUCCAUCGAAACAUUCACAACGUGGAUCCUCGGUAGAAAAGAACCAGAAAGAAGAAGUGAAAAAGACGGAGGAGGUAAAACCUGUUGUGACUCACGUACCUACCGGAUCCUAUUCAUCCUCCAGAUCAUCUUCAUCCUCUUCCUCUUACCAUGAACAGGUCAAAGAACAAGUAAAGAAAGAGGAAUCCGUGGAAACACCGACUGGAACCAAAAAGAAUACUACUAGCAACUCAUCUUCGUCAUCAUCAUCCUUCGCAUCAUCUCAUGACAAUGAUCGUAAGGGUCAGGAAAGCAAGGGGACACAGAAAGAGGACCCGUAUGAGAAGGAACUCUCAGAGAAGGAUGACUACGAUAAUGAUGAAUUUGAGGCAUCUGCAUCCUCUGUAAAGAAGGAGGAAGAGUCCGCUAAGGACGUCCACGGCGAAAGUCCUGAAUACCCUAAGGAGGAGGAGAAGAAGGAUGACUACGACGAUGAGUUUGAGGCAUCUGUAUCCUCUGAGAAGAAGGAGGAAGAGUCUGCUAAGGACGUCCACGGCGAAAGUCCUGAAUACCCUAAGGAGGAGAAGAAGGAUGACUACGAUGAUGAUGAAUUUGAGGCAUCUGCAUCCUCUGAAAAGAAGGAGGAGGAGUCUGCUAAGGACGUCCACGGCGAAAGUCCUGAAUACCCCAAAGAGGAGGAGAAGAAGGAUGACUACGAUGAUGAUGAAUUUGAGGCAUCUGUAUCCUCUGAGAAGAAGGAGGAAGAGUCCGCUAAGGACGUCCACGGCGAAAGUCCUGAAUACCCCAAAGAGGAGGAGAAGAAGGAUGACUACGAUGAUGAUGAAUUUGAGGCAUCUGUAUCCUCUGAGAAGAAGGAAGAGUCCGUUGGGGCACUCCAUGCUGAGGGUAUCGAGACUCCUAAGGAAGAGUCUGUUGGGGCACUUCAUGCAGAGGGUACUGAGACUCCCAAGGCAGAGUCCGUUGGAGCACUCCAUGCAGAGGGUAUCGAGACUCCCAAGGCAGAGUCCGUU
Molecule: messenger RNA, 1761 nt
Organism: Trypanosoma theileri
Lineage: Eukaryota; Euglenozoa; Kinetoplastea; Trypanosomatida; Trypanosomatidae
Exons: 1
Source: RefSeq, a predicted model, not a curated record